GUUCAUUUUGGUUUUGCGGGCCAAACGGUCACACUGCGCUGCAAAGCCAUUUUUUCGCAUUAUUAAUUUUUAGUUAAACUUGCAAAAUGUUGCUGCGUUUGAGAAAAGUGAAAACCUAUUAAAUAGGUUCGCACCACAGACACACACACAAUCGCGUCCUUUGUUCGCCAGACGGCAGCGGCGCUGGCACACAAAAAAGCUCAAAACUCGCUCUGGCACACUGGAAAAAGCAGCAGCAGCAGAGGCGGCGCGUAGUAAAAAAGUAAAAAGUCUUCUUAUAGGGAGCCGAAGAACCGACGAAGCGACGGCAGAGUUCAGAUAUGGAAAGUCCUUGCGAGUCGGAGAGUUCGCUGGAUGGUGGAACUAUGCUGCCACCUAGUCCAGUAUCCCGGGAGCAGCUACAGAAGCGCAUCGAGUCGCUUACCCAGCAAAACAAAGUUCUGAAGGCUGAGCUUGACACAUCGAAGACUAAAUGCAAAGUGGUGCAGGAGGAGAAUCGCUUUUUAAAACACGCAUCUGUCAUAAUUCAAGCCAAGGCGGAGCAGGAGGAGGAGUACAUUUCCAACACAUUGCUGAAGAAAAUCCAAGCGCUGAAGAAGGAAAAGGAGACGUUGGCGCAUCACUACGAGCGUGAGGAGGAGUGCUUGACCAAUGAUUUGUCCCGAAAGCUGGACCAGCUGCGCCAGGAGAAAUGCAAGUUGGAGCAGACGCUUGAGCAGGAGCAGGAGUGCCUCGUUAAUAAGCUAAUGCGAAAAAUUGAGAAACUGCAGGCGGAAACGGAUAACAAGCAGACAAAUCUAGAGCAGCUGCGUCGCGAAAUGGUCGAGCUGGAGAACACACUCGAACAGGAGCAGGAGGCGCUGGUGAACAAACUAUGGAAGCGCAUGGACAAACUGGAAACCGAGAAACGUUCACUGCAAAUAAAACUUGAUCAGCCGGUGUCUGAUCCGACAACGCCACGUGAUAUCACCAAUAAUGCCAAUGGCGACACCGCCACCAAUCUGAGCGCACACAUCCAGACGCUGCGUGAAGAGGUGCUGCGUCUGCACGCCAAUCUCGCUACCGCCCAAAAGGAGGAGAAGUCCAUACGGGAGGAGAAUGCACGGUUGCAGCGCAAACUCAAACAGGAGGUGGAGCGACGCGAGGCACUGUGCCGCCAUCUAUCCGAAUCGGAGUCCUCACUCGAAAUGGACGAGGAGCGCUUCUACAAUGAGAACCUCAUGGCUGGCGGCCCAACAGCGGCUGCAGCGGUCAAUGCUCAGCGACAGCGCACCAUUAGCAGCCCCGUCUCGCACAGUCCUUCAAGCAGUCGCCCUCUAAGUCCCGGAACGGCGGGUCAAAACCGAUGCUAUGCCUGUGGGCAACUUGUGAAUCGUCGCGCCAGCGAGCGCUUCAUAAAGCCAGCACUGCCUACGCCCAUGCUGGGCCUAAAUACUUCCGCACCGAAUGUGCUAACAACGACAAACCCAUUGUUGGCCACCGGUUCGGCUGCCAUUUAUGGCGGCACUGGUGGCGCUGGUGGUGCUGCUGGUACCGGUGGUGGUGGAAUGUCUAGCUUUCUAUCGACGCUGAGCAGCGAACGACUGAGCUUCGGCGCUGGGGGACAGCAGCCGCAGGCAGCGGGCAGUGCAGGCACAUUCGUUGCCGGCGGCAUAUUGUCGAUGAAUAACCAGUUAACAGGAGGCACAUCAAGCAGCGCUUCGUCCUCGUCGUCCAACUUGAUGAACAAUUCGUCCAGCGGCAAUUUGAUCAACAGCAGCAGCAGCAACUCAUCGCUAUCGGCUUUCACGCCCACCAAUCAGCCAAGUGGUGCGGCCACGGCCUUUAUCCAGCCGGCCAGCCCCAUGGAUACUUCCACAUACAAGGAAUAGGUGGCUCUGCUGCCAUAAAAUAUAUAUAUAUAUUUUCUCUCCCACGCUACACACCCACUCACACAAACACACACAAACUCACCCAUACAAAAGCAUACUUACACAAAUACGCACGCAAGCAACCAGUUUAAUGAAAGUAUAAAACCUUAAAUCUCUAUAAUGUAAGCUUCCCUCUAUGGAGCGGCUCAAAGUCGCAUGAUUUAUUUCUAUUAUUGAUAUCAAAAUCUCUUAUAGUUAUUGCGACAUACGUAAACACCUUCAACUAUAAUAUACUAUUUGAAUUCCUACACAGCGUUUAAUAGGAAUCAUGAUUACUUAUAUCUAUGAGAAUGAAAUGAUUUUUUACUUUUGUUCGGUUCGACUUAAAUCAAGGGAACUAAGGAAACAAAAAAAAAACGGCAUAUGUUAAACCAAUUUCCCCACUUUUCCCUCGCAUGUAUGUGGGUCUAAAAUUUUUUGAAGUAUGUAUAUGUAAGUCAACAAAUAAAGUUCAACAAUUAAAAAUUAUCAAAUCA
This is a messenger RNA of Drosophila grimshawi, 2386 nucleotides long. RefSeq names its product coiled-coil domain-containing protein 6. The record is from RefSeq and is a predicted model, not a curated record. Bases 321 to 1871 code for a protein of 516 amino acids. Lineage: Eukaryota; Metazoa; Arthropoda; Insecta; Diptera; Drosophilidae. The transcript has 5 exons.